AUUACUGACAUUUUUGAUUGUAAAAUUAAAGUGUGAAAGAUCUCUAAUGUUUGCUGAUGUGAAUAGAAUUAAACUGAUCUGUAUGGAAGUAUCUCCACUCAUCCAACUCUACAACAGCCCUCAUGUUGUAAAGAUGGACACAUUGCAGUGCAGCAGCCAGUGGCUUUACAGAUGGGGGGGGGGGGGGGUGGUGGUGAUGGUGGGAGGGGGCGUGCAGCUACAAGAAUGACAACUGGCACAGGUGUAGGUCCACAGUGUACACGUCUGAGGGCUACAGUGUCACAUUGAAUUUGACAUGCAAACACCAGGCAGUGACUUUAACCAUCAUAGUGGCCAAAGCUUCUCAGUAGACAUGGUGGACACCCAGCAGCUCCUGGCCUGGCCUGUGGGUUUCAGUCUAAGCCCUGUGGACCUGUCAGAACUGGACGACAGCUCCCACUCCCUUGACAUGAAGCAUCUGGCCACGUUAGACUAUGCCUCCAUCUCCACCUCCUCCAUUCCAUCCUCCCUGUCUCCGCCCUCACUCAUAUCCUCCGUCUCCUCCGCUGGGAUGACCUACGACCUCAGCCCACCGCAGAGUGAGGAGCAUCUGACCAACAUGGACUACACCAGCAUGCACAGCUACAGGACGGAGGCGGACACACACAAUCCAAUCAAAAUGGAGCCUGAGUCCCCUCCACAGUACUCUGACAGUCCGGUGUUCUCCAAGCUCCAGGAUGACACAUCAGCAACAGCGUUAAACAUCGAGUGUCGAGUGUGUGGGGACAAAGCCUCGGGGUUCCACUACGGCGUCCACGCCUGUGAGGGCUGUAAGGGUUUCUUCAGACGCACAAUCAGGUUAAAGUUGGUGUAUGAUCAUUGUGAUCUUCACUGUCGCAUUCACAAGAAGUCUCGCAACAAAUGUCAGUACUGCCGCUUCCAAAAGUGCCUUAAUGUGGGCAUGUCACACAAUGCCAUUCGUUUUGGCCGUAUGCCCCAAGCGGAGAAGGAGAAACUGUUGGCUGAAUUUUCGUCUGACAUGGAGCACAUGCACCCGGCGGCUGCAGAUCUGAGGGCUUUGGCUCGGCAUCUGUAUGAGGCCUAUCUGAAAUACUUCCCUCUCACCAAGGCCAAGGCCAGGGCCAUCCUUUCUGGGAAGACUGGAGACAAUCCUUUUGUCAUUCAUGACAUGAAGUCCUUAAUGGAAGGAGAGCAGUUCAUCAACUGUAGACUACCCAUCCAGAAACACCAGCAGCACACCUCCACUCUAACAGGCCCACAUGGAGGAGUUCACUUGGGUUCAGAGUAUGGGGUUGUGGGCAUGACAAACAUCAGCGGACAGAGGCCUACAGACACGGAUGCCGUGGAGCUGCGUUUCUUCCAGAGCUGUCAAUCACGCUCGGCCGAAGCAGUGAGAGAAGUGACGGAGUUCGCCAAGAGCAUCCCAGGAUUCAUUGAACUGGAUCUCAACGAUCAGGUGACUUUGCUAAAGUACGGGGUGAUUGAGGUCUUGAUCAUCAUGAUGGCGCCUCUGAUGAACAAAGACGGGACCUUGAUCUCAUACGGGCAGAUUUUCAUGACGCGAGAGUUCCUCAAGAGCCUCAGGAAACCGUUCGGUCAAAUGAUGGAGCCAAAGUUUGAGUUCUCUGUCAAGUUCAACAUGCUGGAGUUGGAUGACAGUGACAUGGCGCUAUUUCUGGCCGUCAUUAUCCUCAGUGGUGACCGUCCAGGCCUGCUGAAUGUGAAGCCCAUCGAGCAGCUUCAGGAAACAGUUCUCCAUUCACUGGAGCUCCAGCUGAAACUGAACCACCCAGACUCUCUGCAGCUGUUUGCCAAGCUGCUUCAGAAGAUGACGGACCUGCGUCAGAUAGUUACUGACCAUGUCCAAGUCAUCCAGCUGCUGAAGAAGACAGAGAUGGACAUAUGCUUACACCCACUGCUGCAAGAGAUCAUGAAGGACUUGUAUUAGAAAUAACAGUUGGAGAUGAUUAUUGUUAAAAUCAAAAGUUCAGAUUAAGCACUUUUGUGUUUCUGGUGUGUUGAAAAAAAGGGAGGAGGCCAGACAAGCUGACUGACUGAAAUUGAGAAAGAGAUGGGGAAGAAAAGAGAAAUCAAGGAAAGAAAGAGUCUCAGUGUUAGAUCUUGUCUAGACGGCAGCAUGUGAAUAACUUGCGGUGCACAGUCAUUUAGUGACUGCUGAGCCUCGAUUUUUUUGUUAUGAGUCGACUGCCAACUUAAAUAUGAAACUACUACCUAUCGCACCAAUCAGGAUGUGAGUCUGUGACUGACUGUAAGAGAGGAGGCUUUUGUCAUUGGCAGGCUCGAGUGCAAAUUUUGCUUCAUGCGCCUUAAGAGAAAUGUAUCACUGUGAAUAUUUGACCACAUGUGUCAGACAGCGCAGCGUGUGGUGUUUAUGUGCAGCAUAUCUACAUGUUGCAUUGCUACUGUCAUAGGCAGCAGUGUGUACGUGCUAUACAACCUCUGUGAACACGCACAAAUGCAUUUGUGGUCCCGUAUGUACACAAGCAUGCACAGACCUGUUCUGGCAUCAGGGUGAAGGUGCUAUCUUUUCUAAUCAGCUUAUCCAAAGACAGAAAUCUGAUUAUUGCCUGUAACAUAUUUUCUUGCUGAAACUGUGAGGUUUGAAGACAACAAAAAGCACAUUGCUGUGAUGUGGGCUCUUUGUUGAAAAAUGACACAUUAUAAGCCAUAUUGUGCCUUCAACUUUUUUUUUUGUGAAGUAAGUGCUGUUUAAGCAACAUAUAAUAUACAUAUAUAUGUAUAAUAUUAUUUUGUAUAGAAGAAUUGCUUGUACACCUUUGUCUUAAAUUCUGAAAAAGCAUUUUAG
Messenger RNA from Sphaeramia orbicularis (orbiculate cardinalfish), 2827 nucleotides. RefSeq names its product peroxisome proliferator-activated receptor gamma (gene pparg). The coding region runs from base 296 to 1948 and encodes 550 amino acids. The transcript has 9 exons. Gene Ontology annotation, cellular component: nucleus. Gene Ontology annotation, molecular function: zinc ion binding; nuclear receptor activity; DNA-binding transcription repressor activity, RNA polymerase II-specific. The record is from RefSeq and is a predicted model, not a curated record. NCBI's taxonomy places the organism in Eukaryota, Metazoa, Chordata, Actinopteri, Kurtiformes, Apogonidae. Gene Ontology annotation, biological process: positive regulation of fatty acid metabolic process; hormone-mediated signaling pathway; negative regulation of cholesterol storage.